Messenger RNA from Panonychus citri (citrus red mite), 5660 nucleotides. RefSeq names its product serine-rich adhesin for platelets-like. The record is from RefSeq and is a predicted model, not a curated record. Gene Ontology annotation, biological process: protein dephosphorylation; negative regulation of protein kinase activity. Gene Ontology annotation, molecular function: cation binding; protein serine/threonine phosphatase activity. Lineage: Eukaryota; Metazoa; Arthropoda; Arachnida; Trombidiformes; Tetranychidae.
AUUAGUUUAGAAAAGAAAACGGUUUUUGUUUUUAAUUCGUUUUGAUUAUUUGAUUUGGUUGUUUUGUUUAUUUCUAUUAAUGUUUUUUUCUAAAUUGUUUUUAUUUAAUUGUUGUUCUAAAUAGUUUAUUGGUAACGUUGGAACCUCUAAAAUUAACUCUGAAUUGCUCUCACUCACCAUUUAUGUUUCCUUUUCCAUUAACAAUAUUAUAAUCAUCGUCAUUAACGAAAACAUCAAAUUUAACUUAUCAUCAACGUCCAACAACAAUCAUCUUUAAGAGCAACAGUGAAUAUCCUCAUCAACACAAUUACCAUUUCUCAAGAUAUUAAGUCGUUUCUUUGUUGAAUAUUUACUUGACAAUUAAGUUUAAUUCAUCAUAAUAAUCAAAAAUCUAUUCGUUUUCCUUUCCUCAUUCACAGAAGAAAACAACAAGAAUAAUCAUAAUCAUAAUCAUAAACAUCUAUUUAUCAUCUGUUAAAGUGUAAUCACAAUGGAGGGAGAAAAAGAGUCUCCAGAAUAUUCUGUUUAUGCAGUGAAAAAUACUCGCCGGUCAAUGGAGGACCGACAUGUUGUAAUACCAAAUCUUCUUAGUCAAUUUAAAGAUAAGAGUGAUGACUGUAACCAUAUCGAAAACCAUUACUCUUACUUUGCGAUAUUCGAUGGUCAUGCCGGACCGGAUGCUGCAGAAUUUGCUGCUGAUCAUUUGCAUAAGAAUAUGGUUGAGAAUCGUUGGUUUAAAUCAGGUUAUAUUGCAGAUGCAGUCAGAAUGGCUUAUGCGUUGACAGAUUUGCAAUACACAGAAAAAGCAGAGGAAGACCAUGCAAGUAGAAGUGGUUGUACCGCCGUUACAUGUGUCUGAAAUAGAUCGAAACUUUUUAUCCAUUGGGCCGGUGAUUCGAUGGCUCUUGUGUCUCGUAAUGGGAAACCCUUUUUCAUCACAAAUCCACAUAAUUUGGAGAGAGAAGAUGAAAAAGAAAGAGUCGAGGAAAUGGGAGGAACUGUUCUCUAUUUAGAUACAUGGAGAGUUAAUGGUACUCUUGGUGUGUCUCGAGCUAUUGGAGAUCCCGAUUAUAAACCUUAUGUGACUUCUGAUCCCGAUUUCGAGGUUAUCAAUUUAGAUGGUACUGAAGAUUUUGUGAUCAUGGGAUGUGAUGGAUUAUGGGACCGAAUGACACCAGAAGAUGCAAUUGGAUUAAUUUAUGAGCAUUUACAGAAAAACAGUGAUUUAAGUGUAAACGAAUUGGUAAAUUCAACAGCACAAAUACUUUCCGAUAAAUCAAUUAAAGAUGGAUCAUGUGACAAUGUUACUACAAUCGUUAUUUUCUUGAAAGACGUUUCAUCGAUUGUUAAAUCAAUUGGAAAUUGUGGUGGUGGUGGUGAACUAUCCAGUUCGAUUAAUAAUAGUACUAAAAGUGGUUUGGAUAACAAUGGUCAUAUCGAUUGUGGCAAUGGAAAUAACAAUAUUAUUAUUAAUAAUGGAAAUGGUUUGGAAUAUCAUUUGGAUAAUAAUGGUGAUGAUGGAAGAUCACCAAUAAGAAUCGAUAAUGGAUUAAUGAGUGAAGAAGUGAUUGGUUCCGGUGGAUUUAGUGUAUCAUUGGAAGAGAAGAAGAAGCAAAGUGCAGAGGGAGGUGGAGGAGGAGAUGAUGAUGAUGGUGAUCAAAAAGAAGAAGAAGAAGAAGAAGAAGAAGAUGCUGGUAAAGUUAAAAUAGAACCAGAAAAGGAAAAAGAAGAGAAAGAAAAAGAAAAAGUCAAUUUGGGUUCAACCUUGAAUCCUUUUGCCGAUGAAUUUCAACCAAAUAUCAGUAACAUUAUUGGAAGUGAUGAAGUUGGAAAUGAGCCAAGAAAGGACGACGAAGAGUCAAAUAAAAACGAGAAAUUGGAUAAAAAAGAUUUGUGGAUGAGUGAAUUUAAGGAUGAUGGGAACAACGAUCAACUCCAACAUGAGCAUCAUCAUCAACAACAACAGCAGCAACAACAACAACAUCAAGAGCAACAAGAGCAACAACAUAAACAAGAGGAUUAUCAUGAUCAGUAUGAUGAUGAUCAAAAACAACAACUACAAAACAAGAAGAUUGAAAUGUUUGAUGGUCUAGUGGAUAAUAAUGUUUUAAGUGAUUCAGAAAACUUUAAUUCUUGUAAUGUUGGUGGUGUUAAAGUUGUUGGUUUUAGUGAUGGUAAUGAUAAUGAUAAUGAUAAUGAUAAUGGUUAUAAUGAUGGUGAUUUAAUUAAUCAACAAUCAAUUAGUAAUUUAUCGUCAUCCGAAUACUCAGAUAAUCUUUCAUCGGAGAUGAUUAUUCAUGAUAUUGGCGAGAAUAAAACUGAUUUUCAACAAUUACCUUCUGCUCCUGAAUUGGUGUAUUUUGAACAACAACAAGAUCAGCGUGAACAUCAACAACAACUUAAUCAUCAACUUGAACAAUUGCAACAAUUACAAGAACUUGAAGAAUCAGAAUAUUCAACCAUGGAGAGUAAUUUAAUUUCACAGGCUGAAACAUUUGUCAGUAAUUUAACACCAAAUGAGAUUCCAUCAUCCCCAACAACAGGAGCAACAGGAACAACAUCAGAAAGAUUGACAAUUUCAGGAUCAGAAUUACGUCCAGAAUUGAAAGAAAAUGAUUGUGAUAGUCAACUAAGUGGUUCAGGAAUUGAUGUUAAUCAAUAUAUUACUUCAGUUUCAGAUGGAAUGGUUUCUGAGCCUUAUCAUGGUGGCUACUUUGGUGCAGAUUCUAUUGAACCACAAUCGAUUAUCGUUAAUCAAAGUAACGAUGUGAUUAGUUCGGGACCUCAUGCCAUUGAUCCUUAUUCCGAGAUAAAUGAAGAAAAAAUGGAAAAAGAAGAGCAGAAAGAAGAGAAAAAAGAAAGAGAAGAGAGAAACGAAGAGGAAAAUACAAAUACUGGAAAAAUCAACAUUGAAGAUACUCAAAGUAUUCCACUUGAAUCAUUAAAUCCUUUUGAUAAAAGUGUUGACAUUUCAACAGGUGAUGAAACAAAAGGCUCAACUUUGUAUGAGGAUAAUCCAGAUAAUAGUUGUGGUUUACUUGAUUUUUCAGAUGAUCAAGUAAAUACUAUAGUCAUUACACCAAAUGUAACAUCUGAUUAUAUUAUGAACGAAAGCAAAUUAACGGAAGAUGUAAUGGGAGAGAAAAUGGAGCAAUUAAGUGGAGAGAAUGAAAUGAAAGAGAAUAAUGAGAUGAAAGAAGAAAACGAAACAGAAAAUGAUAAAGUAAAAGUAAAAGAAGAAAUAGAGGAAAGAGAAAAAGAAAAAGAAAAAGAAGGAGAAAGUGAAAAUAUAAACGAUGAAAGAAUAGAAAAAGGAAUAGAAGAAAUGAGAAUCUAUGAAGCAGAAGAAAUAAAAGCCGAAAAUUCAUCAAGUAUUGGCGAUAAAUCAUCUCAACUUAAUUUAGAAGAAGAAAAGUCUACAUCAAAUGUAAUCACAAGUGAGGAUUUAAUGAUCAAUCAGGAUGAAAAUAUUAUUUCUCAAUCAACUGAUAAUUCAUCUCAAAGUGUGGAAAUAGAUGAUUCCUCUAACCUUGCUGUCACCGUCACCGCCGCUGCCACUGCCGCUGCCGCUGCUGUUGGUGUUGGUGUUAUUUCGGGUUCUGUUGCUGUCGCUGCUUCUGGAAUUGAAUCUAAAAGCUGUGAAUUGGUUAAAAAGGAAACAAUUAGUAAAACUAAUGUUUCGAAAAAAUCAACUUUACCUCCAAGUAAAAGUAGUACAACUACUAGUUCAUCUCGAACAGCAGCGUUAAAAUCGACAUCAACUGUUUCUAAUACUAGAAAACCUUUGGCUCCAAGUGGAACCUCUAGUUCGAGAUUAACUUCAACGGUUAAAUCAAGUUCUAGUUCAACUACCGGUAAAUUAGCAACUUCUCGUCAACCCACAUCAACAUCAACAUUAACAUCAAAUGUCAGAAACUCAACGAGCACAUCAAGAGUUGGAAGCGCAUCAACAUUAAACAAAAGGCCCACACAGACUUUAACAGCAUCAGGAGCAACAGGAACAUCAUCAACCACUUCUAGAGUAUCUUCUUUAGCCUCUAGGACAACAACCUCAUCAUCAAGAGGAACAUCAUCUUCUUUAUCAUCAUCAACUACUUCAAAACCUUUGACUCGAACUACAACUGGAACUUCAUCAGCAACUUCUGGAUUAUCCAAGAGACCAGGAACUUCCUCUUCUACCAUUGGAACCAAAACCACCACUGGAAUGUCAAGUUCUACUAUUGGAACAGUCAAAGCUCCAAUACGAUCAACAUUAACAAGUCGAUCAACAUUGGCAACAUCUCGAACUAAUCCUUCGUCUACUUUGUCUUCUACCACUGGAACUAAACCUUCAACGAUCUCGAAAACUACAACUACAACUAGAACUGGAACUGGAACUGGAAUUGGAACUGGAAUUGGAGCAACUAGUAAGAGUGUCGCUCCAUCUAAAAGAGCCUCGACUGGUACUAUGUUAAAUCGACCUUCACCUGGUGCCUCAUCUUCAUUAAUCAAUAAAAGUACCACAAGUGCUUUAAAUCGUUCAUUAACUAAUUCAUCGUCUUCAUCUUCUCGUCCUGGUGUUGGGACAACAACACUAUCAAAAUCAUCGACUCGUCCAUCAACUACUUCUUCCAGUUUAUUAUCAUCAUCAUCGAAUCGGACAUUAGCAAGUAAAAAUUCAAUAAGCAAACCAACCAAAUCAACUACAAGCACAACAUCGAGCAAUAAAGUAGCUGUACCAAGAUUAGGAGGUAAAAAGAUGAGUGGUGAUGAGAAAAGUAGAAAUGAAUCAUCGUCGGCAUCUCCAUCGUCAGUUGGAGCGACCGGAGGAGAUGAAGGAAACAGCAGUGUGAGCACUAUGAUGACAUCGACGGUGGAAAGUAGUAGCAAUUACAGUAGUGAACAAGUAGGAGAAGAGAAAACAAGUUGUUCCACCCCCGUUGACGCAAUUACGAGCAAAAGAGAGAAAAAUUUGAUGCCUAAUUCAGCAAACUCUUUAAAAGAUGAAUUGGAGGCGGCGCUUGCAAGUCCGAUCUCAUGUGAGGAUAAAAGCGUAAUAAAGGAAACCAAAGAUGAUGAACCAAGUGGAAACUUGUAAAACCUGAAACUAUCCUUUUCUUUUAUUUUCUUCUUUCACUUGUUCACUACCUUUACUUUAUUCACUUUACUCACUUAAUCUACUCAUUCAACACCGAGACCAACACCACAAUUACCACCACCUCCUUUUUUCUCCCUCUCUCUCUUUCUCUCCUUUUCUCUCUUCCUCCCACUUUGCUUUUCUCUUUUUCUUCCAUAUUCAUCCAAUCUUCUAUUCACUCUCCUUCUCCCCUUCUCUCUCACUCUCACUCUCACUCUUUUAUUUCUUACUAGAGAUUCUUAUUCCUAUUCCAAUGCAAUUUUGUUUCUCGUCUCCCCUUAGCCUAUUUUUUCUUCAAUUACAAUCACAUCUCUAAAAACGAUGGUGAAAAAAGUUAAGGUAACAAACAAAAUUAGGCAGCACUAAUUUCAAGGCCUUUGUAUUUGCUUUUCAAUGACUUUGUGAAUGUUUGUUUGCAUGUUGAAUGGUUUAUUUGAGUAUUAAAAAAACUUAAUAAUGAUGCAAACACAAGAUGGAUUUAUAAUAUUAAUAAGCAAAUGAUAAUAAAACAUAUUAAUGAAUUUGAUUAUAAAUGUAAAAAGAA